UAAUUUGUAAUUUUUGCGUUGUUUCUUCUAUUUUGUAUUACCUAUUGAAAAGUGAUAAUUUUUCAUUGUUUCACACUUCUAGUUGAGUAAAUACCUAACAUCAUUUUUUGACUUUGAAAUAACAAAGUUUUAGAUUGUCUUAUAAAGGAUUGUGUUUAUAAUUUAAUAAAUUCAAAUUAAUAAUAUAUAUAUAUAAGCUCUAGAAUGUCGAAAGUUACCCGCCAAAAACAGAACCCAAAUAAACGUCUAAAAAGAGAUAACAACAAGGCAAUCGAAGAUGAUUUCCUGAAUAAAGAAACCGUUACUAAAGAGAGAUCUUCUACAACAGCCUGUCAAAAAGAAAACCUUGAAAUGGACACUAAGAAAUCAAUCGAAAAUGAAAAUCCUGAGCAGAAAGAUGUCAUACCACAAAAUAGUUUGGAGAAUUAUCGUGAUGCACGUAAACUUCUGCGAUCCUUAAGGACAUACAUUCAUCGAAUCGGAAAUAAUGAAGCCUUGUUACGAGUUCACGAAAUCGAUACUGUUCUUGUUUAUGUUAUUAAAAAUGCAAGAAGAUAUGGUCGGGAGGUGUAACAGUUUAUCGCUAUUGUAUAAUAGAACAAAUCUCGUUUUUUUUAUAAAUUGGAUGAAAAAUAAAAAUAUUUUAAAAAAUUGUUAAA
Messenger RNA from Episyrphus balteatus (marmalade hoverfly), 659 nucleotides. RefSeq lists its product as uncharacterized. The transcript has 2 exons. The record is from RefSeq and is a predicted model, not a curated record. The coding region runs from base 205 to 573 and encodes 122 amino acids. Lineage: Eukaryota; Metazoa; Arthropoda; Insecta; Diptera; Syrphidae.